Molecule: messenger RNA, 1558 nt
Organism: Panonychus citri (citrus red mite)
Lineage: Eukaryota; Metazoa; Arthropoda; Arachnida; Trombidiformes; Tetranychidae
Exons: 1
Coding region: 330-1040 (236 amino acids)
Biological process (GO): negative regulation of apoptotic process; positive regulation of protein ubiquitination; regulation of cell cycle
Cellular component (GO): nucleus; cytoplasm
Molecular function (GO): cysteine-type endopeptidase inhibitor activity involved in apoptotic process; ubiquitin protein ligase activity
Source: RefSeq, a predicted model, not a curated record
UUCAUUUAACCCUGGAGUACUUUACUCGAGUAAAGUCUCAUUAACAUAAUCACACUGUUAAUAUUAAAGAUUUGAUCUUGACUGGUAAUUAUUUUUUGAAGGACUUUCAUAAUCUUGUUUUCAUCUUGACUGGUAAUUAAUUACGUAGAACUCUAAAUAACUCGUUUUCAUUUAACCCUGAAAAACUUGAAUGAGCAGCUUUUAGAUGGUUUACACCCAUCAAAAAUUCCUUAUAAAACCAGAAAUGACUAUGAAUACAAUUCAUUCCAUAGUUUUCUCUCGUCUAGUGAACAUCAUUAAGCACUUGAAUAGUGUAUUUAACUUCAACAAUGAAUGUUUUAAGUAAGUUUUCUAAGUCGUCCGAAGAUGUUGUUUCAACAUUAACAGCAGAGUUUGGUACAGAAAAUGAUUAUGAAGAAAGUAUUGACAACUAUCUUGAUUCCGCCGAACAACAGUUUGGUCAACUACCCGAGACACCACCACCAAAAGAUACACCGUCACCAAUACCAACUGUAUCUUCAUCUGGAUUCCCAUACAAUUCUCGCCUCAAGUUUGGUCAACUACCCGAGACACCACCACCAAAAGAUACACCGUCACCAAUACCAACUGUAUCUUCAUCUGGAUUCCCAUACAAUUCUCGCCGCAAGUUUGGUCAACUUUCAGAAACUGCGAGAGUUUUAGAUCAACGAGUAGCAUGUUUACCAAGAUUUUUUCGCUAUGGCUACUUUCCAAUUGACAAAUUACUCUCAUCAGAACCUUGCAAACCAGAAAAGUCGUGUCAAAGCGAAAGAAUCAAAUCUUUCCUCAACUGGGCUUUUGAUAAAGUAGUUUCUUCCUAUCAACUUGCUGCAGCUGGCUUCUAUUAUCCUGGUAUAAAUGAUAUUGUUCGUUGUUUUCACUGUGAUGGCGCUAUACAUAACUGGCAGUUUGGUGACGACCCUUUUACACUCCAUGCUAAAUGUUUCCCUAAUUGUGGUUUCAUACUGAAAACUAAGGGACGAGAAUUUGUUGAGAGCCAAUCACAAUCAUUUUUUUGCUAAUAAGCAAGUUUCUGUAACACAACUAUUACGAAUCAUUUCUUCUCAAUAAUAAAUAAAUUUGGAACAUUAUCAAUACAGUUGAUCGUAAUUUAAUAGACAAUAAUUCAAAUUGAUAUUUUAACACUUAUCAAUACAUUUUCGAGUGAUAUAGAUCUCAAGAAAUGCUGCGACCAUUUAUUUUGCAUGUAAAUAAAUUAUUUUUAUCAUCUUUAAUGGUGAAAUUAUGGUUUGAAAGUUGAACUCCAGUUUCACUAGUAAUCCACCAGGGAGAAAUACAACGAAAACACUGUUGAAUAGUGAAACAAUAAGCUAUCUAAUAAUAUCAUUGAUUGUUGGUUAUCGGUUGUGGCAGACGGGGGCCAGGUCAAUUUAUGAAAAGUUGCUGCAACUCUGUUAUUAUUAUAGUUUUCAUCUUGACUGGUAAUUAUUUUUUGAAGGACUUUCAUUAUCUUGUUUUCCUUUAGCCCUGGAGUACUUUACUCGAGUAAAGUCUCAUUAACAUAAUCACACUGUUAAUA